AUGGCGACCCUUCUCCCUCCCCCCAAGCGCCAGAAAAAGUACCACGGAGUGCCAGAGCCUGAGCCCGAACCUUUGAAGCCUGCCCCAAAUGUCUUGGUCAACUUUACAUCUGAAGAUGGCUCGACGCAGCUGGCCCCCGCGGUCAGCGUCCCUGCAAACCUCUCGCGGCAAGGUCUGGAAGCGCUGCUCAACAAAUUGGCGAAGAAGGACGAUGAAGACGCAACCCCGUAUGCCUUCCACAUCGAUGUGCCAAACGAGGAGAACGCGGCGGGCGCACCCACUCGCGUCGUGAUCGCAAAAUCCAUCGAAGCCGACAUCCUCGACAAACCUGGCGACAUAUUCACUACCGAGACCAUCUUCCAAGUCCGCUGCACCCCGCAGAGCGUCUUCCGCGUACGCCCCGCAUCGCGCUGCUCGUCUACGCUCUCUGGGCACGGUUCCCCCAUCCUAUGUGCGGCGUUCUCGCCGACCGGCCGUUUGCUUGCGACGGGAUCGGGAGACACAACUGCGCGGCUAUGGAACUUGGAUUCGGAGACGCCGUCGCACACACUCGUAGGCCACAAGGGCUGGGUGCUCUGUGUCGAGUGGGAGGCGAUGGAGCGCAAGCUGGCGACUGGGGGGCACGACGGACAUGUCCGUCUGUGGGAUCCAAAGACCGGCAAGCCGAUCGGCGACGCGCUUAAGGGGCACUCGAAAUGGGUGACCUCGCUCGCUUGGGAGCCAGUACAUCUCAACCCCUCUGCCCCCCGCCUCGCCUCCUCCUCCAAAGACGGCACCGUGCGCGUCUGGUCCACCCUCACCCGCCGCGUCGAGUACACCCUCGGCGGACACACCGCCUCCGUCAACGUCGUCAAAUGGGGCGCCGGCAUGGGCAACGGGAACAAGGGUGUAUUAUACACCGCCGGCUCCGAUCGCACUGUCCGCAUUUGGGACGCCGACAGCGGGAGGCAGAUCCAUGUUCUGAAGGACCACGCGCACUGGGUCACGACGCUCGCUAUGAACACGGACUUCGCGUUGAGGACAGGCCCAUUCGAUCAUACGGGGAAGGCGCCGGCGUCGGAUGAGGAGGCGAGGCAGAGGGCGAAGGAGAGGUACUUGGCGGCUGGGAAGGAGGUUUUGGUGUCAGGUUCGGAUGAUCAUACCUUGUUCCUGUGGGCGCCGUGGGGACGGGAUAGGGAGGGCGAGGGAGGUAAGACGAAGCCGAUCGCGAGGCUUACGGGGCAUCAGCGCCAGAUCUCGCACGUCGCGUUCUCGCCGGAUGGCAGAUGGGCGGCGUCGGCAUCUUGGGAUACCUCAGUCCGGUUGUGGGACGGGCGGACGGGCAAGUUCGUCGCGACGCUUCGAGGACAUGUCGGCGCGGUGUACAGGUUGACAUGGAGUGCGGACUCGCGCAUGCUCGUCAGCGCGAGCAAGGAUGCGACGCUCAAGAUCUGGGACCUCAAAACCUACAAAAUCAAGACUGAUCUCCCUGGUCACACCGACGAGAUCUACUGUGUCGACUUCGUCGCCGACAAGAUCGUCAGCGGCGGACGGGAUAGGACUGUCAAAAUAUGGAAAAACUAG
Molecule: messenger RNA, 1563 nt
Organism: Schizophyllum commune H4-8
Lineage: Eukaryota; Fungi; Basidiomycota; Agaricomycetes; Agaricales; Schizophyllaceae
Product: WD40 repeat-like protein
Exons: 5
Coding region: 1-1563 (520 amino acids)
Biological process (GO): ribosomal large subunit assembly
Cellular component (GO): nucleolus
Molecular function (GO): protein binding
Source: RefSeq, a predicted model, not a curated record